Molecule: messenger RNA, 868 nt
Organism: Oryza sativa Japonica Group (Japanese rice)
Lineage: Eukaryota; Viridiplantae; Streptophyta; Magnoliopsida; Poales; Poaceae
Source: RefSeq, a predicted model, not a curated record
CCCACCCCGUCUCCUCGCUACAGCUACACCACCACAAGCCUAGCGAGCUUGGUUGAUUUUUCGUGUGCGUGCGGUUGUGUAGGCGAAAUCCUCCGGUUUUUUCUCGUAGUUUGGGAUCGAUCGAUGGCGUCGUUGGGUGGUGGUGGUGGUGGGCAGGGGCCGCCCAACGGCAGCGGCGUCCCAACCAACCGGCCGGUGUUCACCAUCGAGGGCCGUGUCGUGGAGCCGCCCACCCUUACCGCGGCGCAGCUGGACAUGAUUAGGUCAAUGUAUCUCUCGUCGCUUGGUGUGCCACCUGUCAACGGAUUCUAUCCGGGCGCAGUACAGUACCCGAGAGGAGUGUUCGUCCCUUCAAACGAGUACGAGGCGGCAGGGGCAACUCGGGCUGCCAAAAGGGCCAAGCAGACUGACAUUUCCGCUGAGAACGAGCUGGCCGCGAAGACCACCGGCACCACCCCACCACCAGCCGCGCCGAAGAAGUGAUGCCCGCGAGAUGGAUACAUGGCGCGCGCGGCCGGCCGGCGUCGAGCUCCAUCGAUUCCUCCGGCGACCGGCCGGCGUGCGUGCAGGCGACCGACCCAGCGAGCGAACGAAUAAAAUCAGGGGCGCCUCCAGCCGGGCGGCCUCUGAGCGUUACUAUCUACUACUAUUAGCUGUAGUUUUGCUAUUUUCAGCGUGAAGACUGCGUGAUAAUUAAAUAAGUGAGACCCGGCAGAAACCAUGCGUUUGUGUGUGGUGUGUGGCAUGGUGGACAACUCAUAUGCCGGUUGAUUUACCUGUAUGUACUCUGUGUGAAUGUGUGAUCGAUAGAUAUGCUCGCCUGCAGUGUGUUGUGGUUUUUAAUAAUUUGGUGUGUUCGCGUGUGUGA